AGAGAUAGACACAGAGACAGAGCAGAGAGAGAGAGAGGAUCAUGGCUGACAUCCCUCAAUCAUUUUUGGGAUUGCUUGUGACCGUUUUGUACCUGCUAACAGGUGUCAGUGGAGAAACUCUCUCUAUGUUCUCCAGAGUGGGAGAUGAUGUCAGUCUGCCGUGUAACAAUGUGGUUUAUCCAAACUGCUCCUCUACUACAUGGAUCUAUAACAGAGAUAGAUCUUCUGGUGCUAUUGAAGCGGUCACAUUGGGGAAGAUCAAAGCUGACCAGACAGAGAGACUGAGUUUAGGGUCCUACUGUUCUCUACAUGUUAGUGAUGUCAGAGCUGAGGAUGUUGGACUCUACACCUGUCGACAGUUCCUUACAGAGACAGGACCACAACAUGGAGGUGAUGCUCCUGUUCAUCUGUCUGUUCUAACUAUCUCCUCUACCACAGCAGUGACAGAUCUGAAGCCUAAUGUAAAUAUGACAUUACACUGUUCUCUGCUCUACUAUAAGCAACUUGGAACGUACCAGUCAAGAUUUAGUCUCAGCUGGGUCCCUAAAACAGGUACUAAUGCCCAGGACACACAGGAUUCUUCCUGUGACAUCACUCUGACUGUGACACUCCAGAAGAAGGACAACAACAGGAAGUGGACGUGCACGCUGACUGAAAAGGGAGACGUGAAGAUCUCCAUUGACUUCACCUCCACGUUCUCAGAUAUUGCUGAAAAGACCACUGAUAGUGAUGUCAUCUCUACUGUCCCAGGAAGUACAGCCUCUACUACAAGACCAGCCUUGUCAACCACCUCCCCAUCUUCUGCUGAUCGCUGCCUGCACCCGCCCGCCCGUCCAUCAUCACUACUCUGGCAGGUUCUGACUUAGGUAUUUGUAGUUGUCCACAUAUUCUAUGUGUCUGGUUUGACUGUAAACUCUCCUUCCAGACUUACAUUAAGCAUCUCCAAUCCAAAAUUAAAUCUUCCCAUCUUCCCAAUCAGCUUCCCAUUUCGCCUCAAAGCAUCCUUCACUCAUGCUGCCAAACAUACCCUCGUAAAAUGGAAUAUCCUACCGAUCCUUGACUUCGGCGAUGUCAUUUUCAAAAUAGCCUCCAACACUCUACUCAGCAAAUUGGAUGCAGUCUAUCACAGUGCCAUCCGUUUUGUCACCAAAGCCCCAUAUACAAUCCGCCACUGCGAUCUGUAUGUUCUCGUUGGCUGGCCCUCACUUCAUAUUCAUUGCCAAACCCAAUGGCUCCAGGUCAUCUAUAAGUCUUUGCUAGAUAAAGCCCCGCCUUAUCUCAGCUCACUGGUCAUCAUAGCCGCACCCACCCACCCAGCAUGCGGGAAAUAAGGCAUAUUUCACUGGUCAUCCCCAAAGCAACUCCUCGUUUGUCCGCCUAUCCUUCCAGUUCUUUGCUGCCAAUGACGGGAAUGAAUUGCAAAAAUCACUGAAGCUGGAGACAUAUCUCCCUCACUAACUUUAAGCAUCAGCUGUCAGAGCAGCUUACCGGUCAUUGCACCUGUAUACAGCCCAUCUGUAAAUAGCCCACCCA
Messenger RNA from Oncorhynchus masou masou (cherry salmon), 1533 nucleotides. RefSeq lists its product as uncharacterized. Bases 42 to 866 code for a protein of 274 amino acids. The transcript is spliced from 6 exons. The record is from RefSeq and is a predicted model, not a curated record. NCBI's taxonomy places the organism in Eukaryota, Metazoa, Chordata, Actinopteri, Salmoniformes, Salmonidae.